Halteromyces radiatus is the source of this 2283-nucleotide messenger RNA. RefSeq names its product peptidase family M41-domain-containing protein. Gene Ontology annotation, cellular component: mitochondrial inner membrane. Lineage: Eukaryota; Fungi; Mucoromycota; Mucoromycetes; Mucorales; Cunninghamellaceae. Gene Ontology annotation, biological process: protein quality control for misfolded or incompletely synthesized proteins; mitochondrion organization. The record is from RefSeq and is a predicted model, not a curated record. The transcript is spliced from 6 exons. Gene Ontology annotation, molecular function: ATP-dependent peptidase activity; ATP hydrolysis activity; metalloendopeptidase activity. Bases 24 to 2207 code for a protein of 727 amino acids.
CAUUUCGUCUUUCUCUUUAUUCAAUGCCUCAAUAUGAUUACCUCAAGUUAUGUCAACAGAUCACAAAGCUAGCACCAUCAGUAAGGACACAGUUUACAUAUCAAUCAUUACCUUCUAUAUCAACAGCAACAACAACUCGGUCUUUAUUAUCUCUUGAUGCAACUACGAUACCCAAUCAUAUUGCUACUAAACGAGGUUGGCAAUCACUGCAACAGCGAUCAGCUUUUUCCACUUCACAAUCAAUAAAUGCAUCCGGGUUUCCUUUUCGUAUUGGCAAUUUUAGAAAACUGGCUAAACUCGAGCAAGAAGCAAAUAAUUAUUCUCAAGAUCCCUUAAAACAAGCUCUCUUAUACAAGGAAUGGUUACGAGCGAAGAAUCCACAAGCAGUGAUUACCCGAUUCGAAAGAGGCAACUUUGCACAAAAUGAAGAAUGUUGGCAAUACUACAUCGCAGCACUGGCUCAAACGGGGAAGGCGGAGGCUAUUUUACCACGGAUAAUGCAAAAACUAGAACAACACAGCAAUGGCGUAUGGGCAGAAACAGCUACGAAGACUGGAUCAGAUUCCAUAGCUGCUAACGGCAAUAACAAAACAAUUUCAAAAGAACUCAUUCAACAAAUCAUUGCUAGUCGUGGUGGUGCUGGGAGAACUUUGGCUUCAGAUGGUGCAAAUGCUACUAUUGCUUCUGGAUCUGGCAUCAAAGGAAAUCCAAUUUAUGUGGUAGUUGAAGAAGGGCGUAAAUUCAUGGUAUGGAAGGUUCUUCGUUGGUUAGGUGUUACAGUGACCUAUGCCUUCUGUAUUUUGACGAUUCUCUCUUUGGCUUUGGAAAAUUCUGGAUUAUUAAAAACGGCAACCUCACAAACAGAAUACGAACCUAUCAAUCAACAAUCCGUCAAAUUUGAUGAUGUACAAGGUGUAGAUGAAGCAAAACAAGAAUUGGAAGAAAUUGUGCAAUUUUUAAGAAACCCUCAAAAGUUUACCGAACUUGGUGGGAAGUUACCCAAAGGUGUCUUACUUACUGGUCCUCCUGGUACUGGAAAAACUAUGCUUGCUCGUGCUGUUGCUGGCGAAGCCAAUGUUCCUUUCUUCUUUAUGAGUGGAAGUGAAUUUGAUGAAAUGUAUGUUGGUGUUGGUGCAAGACGUGUCCGUGAACUCUUUGCUGCUGCUAGAGCAAAAGCACCAAGUAUUGUUUUUAUUGAUGAAAUCGAUGCCAUUGGAUCAAAACGCAACCCAAAAGAUCAAUCAUAUAUGAAGCAAACACUUAAUCAACUUUUAGUGGAUUUGGAUGGAUUUUCUCAAACAGAAGGAGUGAUCUUUAUUGCAGCAACUAAUUUUCCCGAGCUCUUAGACAAAGCCUUGGUGCGUCCUGGAAGAUUCGAUCGACAUGUCAAUGUACCUUUGCCUGAUGUGCGUGGAAGGAUUCAAAUAUUAAAACAACAUAUGAAGAACAUUAUGUUUGCUGGGGAUGUGGAUAUCAGUGUGAUUGCUCGUGGUACUCCUGGAUUUAGUGGGGCGGAUUUGGCCAAUCUUGUCAACCAAGCAGCUAUUCAAGCUAGUCGUGAAGGUAGUCGUGAAGUAACUUUGAAACAUUUAGAAUAUUCAAAAGACAAGAUUAUCAUGGGUGCCGAAAGGAAAAGUGCAGUGAUUACGGAAGAAAACAAACGUAUUACUGCUUAUCAUGAAGGUGGACAUACUUUGGUGGCUUACUUUACUCCUGGUGCUAUGCCUCUUCAUAAGGCUACUAUCAUUCCUCGUGGAUCAGCUUUGGGUAUGACUGUACAAUUACCUGAAAUGGAUAAGGACUCAUUUACGAAAAAGGAAUACCUUGCUCAAAUUGAUGUUUGUAUGGGUGGUCGUGUAGCAGAAGAAAUGAUUUUUGGUGAUGAAAAUGUGACAAGUGGUGCUCAUAGUGAUAUUGUCAAAGCUACAGAUGUUGCAAGACGAAUGGUACGAUUCUUUGGUAUGAGUCCAAAAGUAGGACCUGUGAACUAUGAUGAUGAAGAUAUGCAAUUACUUAGUACGGAAACCAAAGUACUUAUAGAAAGUGAAAUCAAGGAAUUGGUACAAGGAUCAGAAAGUAGAGCAAAACAUAUACUUAUGACUCAUAGGGAAGAACUUGAUCGUUUGGCAAAAGCAUUGAUCGAAUAUGAAACUCUGACAUCUCAAGAAAUUAAAGAUGUAUUGGCUGGAAAAUCCAUUUCUAGGUAGACUUUAUUAUUAUUUACUAUUUCUAUUAGUGUUAUUAUUAUUAUUAUUAUUUUUUAUUCUCUUAUGUAGAUACUAU